AUGGACGCCAAACUUGUAUACCUUGCGGUAGCCAUUGCUGCAUACGCGAAGUGGAGAUUGAUCACGCUCGUCCUGAGGCCGACCUCUAGUCUACGCCACUUACCCGGCCCGACAUCUCGCAGCUGGCUUCUCGGAAACCUCAGGCAGCUCCAUGCAUCGUCAAAAUGGCUGGAACACUAUGGCGACACGUUCAAAUUCAAAGGCUUGCUCAAUGCUGAUGCACUCUGCACGGUCGACACGAGAGCGUUGCAUCAUAUACUGAACAACACUACUACUUACCAUAGACCAGAACUCGCUCGCUUAGGUAUUUCAGAAUUCGUCGGUGAAGGCUUGUUACUGGCUGAAGGCGAACGUCAUCGACAACAGAAUCCUGCCUUCGGCCCUGCUCACGUCAGAGAGUUGACGGGAAUAUUCGUGCAGAAAGCAAACGAGAUAAGUGUUGCAAGAGAUAGAGAGAUGGCACCCAUCGACGUCUUAGACGGACUGUCCAAGGCGACCUUAGACGUCAUAGGACUCGCCGGGUUCAACUAUGAUUUUGACUCCCUCAGCUUGGAUGGACAGAAGAACGAACUCAACGAGGCGUUUAGCGUCAUUUUCGGUUACGGUUCUUCCAGUGCUUCCUUCUUCAAACUCCUUCGGGUUCUGUUCCCCCCGCUGCGAUACUUGCCGAUGCCAGAGACGAAGGAAGUCCGAAAGGCUCACAGCAUCAUGCGUAGAAUAUCCACGCGCCUUGUACAUGAGAAGAAAGAUGCAGCGACACACAAGCAAGGCGAAGUUCAUCAACGCGAUCUGCUCACGCUCCUCAUCGAGGCCAAUAUAGACCUCAACCUUCCGGAGAGCCAAAGGAUGUCUGACGAAGAUGUCAUAGCGCGUGAUUUUCUGGUUGCGGGUCAUGAGACCACGAGCAGCGCAACCGCCUGGGCACUCUACGCUCUCAGCAUUGAGCCCGACAUGCAAAGGAGGCUACGCGAGGAAUGCCUCGCUCUGGCGACCGACGAUCCGACUAUGGACGAACUCAACGAGCUCCCGUACCUCGAAGCUGUUGUUCGCGAAACACUCCGUCUCCACCCGCCACUGAACAACACUGUGAGGGAGACAGUCAAGGAUGAUAUCAUUCCGCUCAGCAAACCGUACGUCGACGUGCGCGGGAAGGUUCACGACCAUGUGAAAAUUGAUAAGGGAACCAUGGUCCAGAUCCCGAUAAUGGCCGUGAAUCGCUCAAAGGCCAUAUGGGGAGAAGAUGCCCUGGAAUUCAAGCCAGAGCGUUGGGACAAGGUGCCUGAAACAGCCCAGCGAGUUCCCGGGACGUGGGCGAACAUGAUGACCUUCCUCGGAGGUCCGCGAUCCUGCAUAGGCUAUCGUUUCUCUCUCGUGGAGAUGAAAGCGCUGAUCUUCACCCUCAUCCGCGCUUUCGAAUUCGAGCUGGCCGUUCCCAAAGAGGACGUGACGAGGCAGAAUGCGUCCGUUCAGCGGCCGAUCCUUCGCAGUGCUAUGGACAAAGGCAGCCAGCUCCCGAUGCUGUUGAAACCCUACCAAAGGACCAGACAUAUUUUAUUAGAGGAUAGUCAUUACAUUCAGUGA
Rhodofomes roseus is the source of this 1581-nucleotide messenger RNA. Its product is annotated as cytochrome P450. The coding region runs from base 1 to 1581 and encodes 526 amino acids. Gene Ontology annotation, molecular function: iron ion binding; oxidoreductase activity, acting on paired donors, with incorporation or reduction of molecular oxygen; monooxygenase activity. The record is from RefSeq and is a predicted model, not a curated record. The transcript has 13 exons. NCBI's taxonomy places the organism in Eukaryota, Fungi, Basidiomycota, Agaricomycetes, Polyporales, Fomitopsidaceae.